AUGAAGGAAAUGGAGGGCAUCAGUUACCUCUUUGGCUAUCCUCUGAAGCAUUCUCUCUCGCCACUCGUGCACAACACAACAUUCGAGAAUCUGGGGAUUCCCUUCAAAAUGACCGCGUUGGAGUCCCUCGACAUGCCAGCCUUUCUGCAGUUGACUCAAGAGCCGCGAUUCUUUGGAGCUGCAGUCACAAUGCCGCAUAAAGUAUCCAUUAUGCCUCACCUUGACGAGAUCGACUCGGAGGGAAGAGAUGUCGGUGCCUGCAACACGAUCUAUGUGACCGCGGUGGGCGGAAGGCGCAGGCUUUGGGGGACGAACACCGACUGUGUCGGUAUCAGGGAAGCUUUCGCUCAGAAUAUGCCAGAAACACUCUACCGGGGAAGGCCCGGUCUGGUUGUUGGCGGCGGUGGAGCCAGUCGAGCGGCGGUGUAUGCAUUGAAGAAGUGGAUGGGCUGUAGCACAAUCUACCUGGUCAACCGUGACAGACAGGAGGUAGAUGACCUGAUUGCACACUUUGAGCAGAGAGGCCUUGCUGAGGGGCUGCUAUUUGUGGAGGAACUUGGGCAAGCUGAUACUCUAGAAGGACCAGGGGCCAUUGUGUCGUGCGUGCCAAACUUCCCUCCCAAGACCGAGGCAGAGGGAAAAGCGAGAGGUGUGCUGGAAGCUUUUCUGUCGAAACAGCAUAAGGGUGCGCUCCUUGAAAUGUGCUAUCACCCAACCCCUUGGACAGAAAUCGCAAACAUUGCGCAAAAGGCGGGCUGGCACGUGUUGUUGGGGACGGAGGCUUUGAUAUACCAGGGUCUUGAGCAGGACAGAUACUGGACAUCCCGCCCAUUGGAAGACUUGCCCGUGGAGAAGGUUAAGGAAGCUGUUACAGCUGCUCUAGAGGAAUUCGCACGCUCUCAAGGCCUGUGA
Messenger RNA from Fonsecaea erecta, 912 nucleotides. RefSeq lists its product as hypothetical. The transcript has a single exon. NCBI's taxonomy places the organism in Eukaryota, Fungi, Ascomycota, Eurotiomycetes, Chaetothyriales, Herpotrichiellaceae. Bases 1 to 912 code for a protein of 303 amino acids. Gene Ontology annotation, molecular function: shikimate 3-dehydrogenase (NADP+) activity. The record is from RefSeq and is a predicted model, not a curated record. Gene Ontology annotation, biological process: shikimate metabolic process; chorismate biosynthetic process.